AUGUUUGUUUCAUCGUGUCGAAUCAUUACUAAUCGAAAUAUUUCAUCGAACUUUUUCAAUACAACGAUACCAACGAUUUCUUCAUCAAACAAAACCGAUGGUGAAUGGGUUUUAAAUAGUAUAUCACUAUUGAUUUGUAUAUUUGCUUUACUUGGAAAUGCCGCUGCACUCGUUGUUAUGUUUGGUUCUCGUGGACCAAUUCGAUUAACAAAUAAUAAAUAUUUAGCAAAUUUAGCGUGUGCAGAUUUGUUACGUGCAUGUUUUAUGCCUUUUACGAUUAUUGCACGAAUGAAUCGAAACUUUAUGUUUGGACCGAUUAUUUGUAAAGUUUUACCAGUUAUUCAAGGUUUAAGCGUUGCUGUGGAUGUUUUUACUCUUGUUUGUAUUAGUGUUGAACGUUAUAUAGCCAUUUGUCGUCCAUUAUUAAUAUUAAAACUUCAAUCAUUAAGAUUUGCAAACGUUUUUAAUGGUUUAAUUCUAUUUUUAAUAUGGACAUUGGGACUCUUAACAGCAUUGCCGAACAUUCCGAUGUAUAAUUUGUGUUCUUUGCCUAAACCUGGAAAAUUUAAAUGUGAACGAGUGAAAACUCAAUAUUUCGAUGAACGAUAUUAUAUGAUUGCUUUAGAUAUUUUUUAUUUUUUGGUACCGAUGGUCGUCAUGCUCGUUCUUUACACUCUGAUCAUUUGUAAAAUGUAUAAAAACAAUACUGCGAUGCGAAUGCGAUCGUUUCAAUGUAGUAAUAAUCAAAGUAAAACUCAAUCAAAUUCAUCAACUCCGACUCAACUUCGUCAAAGUACUUAUGCUCAACGUGAAUUAAACGAAGAUAAAUUCAAUAGUCGCGAAUCAUCAAAAUUCGAAAGCGUUGGAAGAAUAUCUGGUCAAAGUAAUAAAUCUCGAUCGGGUUUGAACGACGAUGAAUACCAAAAGACUUCCUCUUGGUCGAAAGGUUCCACUCUCGGGAGAAGACAUUCACAAUCGAAUCUACUUCAUCGUCAUUCGUCGAAAGAAACUAAACGUUCACGAACAAGUAAUAAUAGUAAUCGAAGUCAACCGUCAUCUUCAAAUCAAGGAGUUUAUCGAAUGGAUCGACAUCGUCGCAAAGCAUUGAAACUUCUCAUCGUGAUUAUCGUCGAAUUUUUCCUUUGUUGGACUCCAUUAUUUAUCUACAAUACCUUGGGAACAUUUGAUAAAGAAUUUUAUCGUAAAAUGCCAACAAUUCUCAUUGAUGUUAUUCUUCUAUUUUCAUUUGCAUCGCCCUUGUGUAAUCCAUUAACGUAUUAUUUCAUGUCAAAACGAUAUCGAUCAGUUUUAUACGCACAUUUAUCGUGUUGUGUUUGGCGAACAAAUGAAGAAAAACUCAAUUCAAAGCAUCAAGAAGCACAUCAAAUGAUUAAAGCUUUGCAUUUACAUCAACAGCAGAACAGUUUGAGAUAUAAACAGAAAAAUACGAAAACAUUAACAAGUUCGUCGAAUCAAGUUUUAUAUCAUUCAAAAUUUCGAUCAAAUACUGAAGAAUAA
Molecule: messenger RNA, 1518 nt
Organism: Adineta ricciae
Lineage: Eukaryota; Metazoa; Rotifera; Eurotatoria; Adinetida; Adinetidae
Source: the annotation of a GenBank genome assembly